This is a messenger RNA of Cicer arietinum (chickpea), 1688 nucleotides long. Its product is annotated as flavin-containing monooxygenase FMO GS-OX-like 4. Gene Ontology annotation, molecular function: flavin adenine dinucleotide binding; N,N-dimethylaniline monooxygenase activity; NADP binding. Lineage: Eukaryota; Viridiplantae; Streptophyta; Magnoliopsida; Fabales; Fabaceae. The record is from RefSeq and is a predicted model, not a curated record.
AUUCAAAUAAUUUUAUUAUUUCCUUUCACAUGGAUGAACAUAGUCGUAAUGUAAGCAAGCAUUCAUGUAGCUUACGAUUCUUUCAUUUUUUCAUUCAUAUAAAAAAAAGCUUGAGUCGCAUAUGACAAUUAAAUUCAUCAUGUCCACCGCACCAGAACUACUUACGUCGCGCCACGUGGCAGUUAUCGGCGCCGGCGCCGGAGGUCUAGUUGCGGCGCGCGAGCUCCGAAGAGAAGGACAUCGCGUGGUGGUUUUCGAGCAAGGAGAUCAAAUUGGUGGUUCGUGGGUGUACACUGCUGAUGUGGAAUCGGACCCAGUUGGUUUGGACCCGAAGCGGAGGGUAGUCCACUCGAGCCUGUAUAAUUCGCUCCGAACCAAUCUGUCUCGGGAAAGCAUGGGUUUCCGAGAUUACCCUUUUAGAAGAAAAGAAGGGAAGGGAAGAGAUUCUAGAAGAUUCCCGAGUCACAGAGAAGUGUUAAUGUACUUGAAUGAUUUUGCUGUUGAUUUUAAGAUUAAUGAAUUGGUGAGGCUUCAGACGGAAGUGGUGUUUGCUGGGUUAGGUGAAGGUGGAAAAUGGACGGUCAGAUCUAGAUCUCUUCAGAGUAAUUGUGUGGAUGAGAUUUACGAUGCUGUCGUCGUUUGUAAUGGACAUUACUUUCACCCUCGACUCCCUCAUAUUCCUGGCAUUGAUGCAUGGCCAGGAAAGCAAAUGCAUAGCCAUAAUUACAGGACACCUGAGCCCUUUCAAGAUCAAGUUGUAGUUAUAAUAGGCGGUGCUGCGAGUGCGGUCGAUAUCUCUCGAGACAUUGCAACCGUUGCUAAAGAAGUUCACAUUGCAGCUAGAUCUGCUGAAGAAGAUAAGCUUGGAAAGUUGCCUGGCCAUGAUAACAUGUGGCUUCAUUCUAUGAUUGACAGCGUUCAUGGAGAUGGAACAAUAGUUUUUCAGGAUGGAAAUGCAGUUCAUGCUGACUUCAUUGUACAUUGCACAGGGUACAAAUAUGAUUUCCCUUUCCUUGAAACCAACGGUGUGGUGACCGUAGAUGACAAUCGUGUAGGACCACUCUACAAGCAUGUUUUUCCUCCGGCGUUAGCUCCAUGGCUUUCAUUUGUUGGGUUGCCUUGGAAGGUUGCUCCCUUCCAAUUGUUUGAACUGCAGAGCAAAUGGAUAGCUGGAGUAUUGUCUAAUCGCAUUUCCCUUCCUUUAGAAGAGGAGAUGAUUGAAGAUAUUGAAGCUUUUUACUUGUCACUUGAAGCAUCUGGCACUCCUAAGAGUCACACUCAUAAUAUGGGCAUGGCCCUUGUUCAGUGGGAGUAUAAUAACUGGAUUGCAGAUCAGUGUGGUGCUCCUGUUAUGGAAGAAUGGAGAAAGCAAAUGUAUAUGGCCGCAUCUAAGAAUAGGCUCUUGCGACCGGAGACUUAUCGUGACGAGUGGGAUGAUGAUGACCUGGUUUUAGAAGCUGAGCAUGAAUUUGCUAAUUAUCAGAACUAAUGUUGUAUUUUUUGAAGUUGCUAAGUCAUAAGUUAUUCCUGCCCUCUACUCCUAGUUCAGUGUUAUUCUUAACGAUCAAAAGUCAGCUUUAUCGUUCAGUUUUGAAGAAGAAAAAUUCACACUUAAAAAUAAGGAUGUAAUUAUUUAUGUUUGAAAUACUUUUAAUAAUAAUUCGAUGAGUUGUCAGUUAAGUUGGCAA